AUGUCGCCUUACGAGGUACUGGGUAUUCUGCCAACGGCUACCCUUGAAGAAGUUAAUCAAGCUUUCCGCCGGAGAGCUUUGGAAUGGCAUCCCGAUAGAAAUUUGCACAGAAAAGAAGAGGCAGAAAGGGUCUUUAAGGAGAUUGGAGAAGCUUAUGCGAUUGUGUGGAAAAAACUGCAGUCUAGAUCACCCGUACGGUCGUCCCCACGCUCAGUUAGUACAAAGCCCGCCCAGCAGGGAAAACCGCAUAUCCAUCGACCCUGGGCCAUACCGGACAACCAGUGGUAUGGCCGGGAAGGAAAGGAGCAAUACGUCUUGAGCACUGCGUCGGUAAACACGGCGGACAAGAGCACCACUAAGAAUGCAAAAAGCUGGACCCGCAGUGUGGAUGCAAAUGUCCCCGCAGCCGAUGUGAGGGUUUCUAGCAGCGAACGAGAAGGACGUGAACAGGAAUCGACAAUCCAACCACAAAGCACUAUGCAAAGCCAACAGGGGUAUCAUACUUUGGACGGUAUCGUGGAUGUCCAAAACGAUCAUUCAAAAGAAGAACACGGGCAAGAACCGAUUCCCCCAAACAGGGGAACGAGAGACCGCGAGACAGUUCUUCCUCUUAUCAAGCGUUUUGCAGCUUCCAUACCGCCGUUGUUCAAGAGGAAACAUGCAAGCGGUUUGUCCCAAUCACCAACGCAUGUCAAGGUGGAAGAUUUACCUCACUUCAAAGCGACGCUUAUUGCGCUGUUUGGUACAGCUGAGUUAGACAAGGAGUUGAUUGAUGAUGUGUGGUUGAAUAUAGAGAUGGGUCAGUCAAGUGUAUGAAGAAG
Molecule: messenger RNA, 821 nt
Organism: Spizellomyces punctatus DAOM BR117
Lineage: Eukaryota; Fungi; Chytridiomycota; Chytridiomycetes; Spizellomycetales; Spizellomycetaceae
Exons: 3
Coding region: 1-816 (271 amino acids)
Cellular component (GO): nucleus; cytoplasm
Molecular function (GO): protein folding chaperone; protein-folding chaperone binding
Source: RefSeq, a predicted model, not a curated record